This is a messenger RNA of Acanthosepion pharaonis, 1131 nucleotides long. Lineage: Eukaryota; Metazoa; Mollusca; Cephalopoda; Sepiida; Sepiidae. The record is from the annotation of a GenBank genome assembly.
AUGCUAUCCUUUUCCGCCUCUCCUGCUAUCCUCUUCCACCUCACCUGCUAUCCUCUUCCCUCUUCUGCUAUCUCCGCCUCACCUGCUAUCCUCUUCCGCCUCCUGCUAUCCUCUUCCUCUUCCUCUUCUGCUCAUCUCUAUCCUCUUCCUCACCUGCUAUCCUCUUCCGCCUCACCUGCUAUCCUCUUCCCGCCUCACCUGCUAUCCUCUUCCGCCUCACCUGCUAUCCUCUUCUGCUUCACCUGCUAUCCUCUUCCGCCUCACCUGCUAUCCUCUUCCUGCCUCACCUGCUAUCCUCUUCCUCUCAUCCUCCUUCUUCCCUCACCCUGCUAUCCUCUUCCGCCUCACCUGCUAUCCUCUUCCGCCUCAUCUGCUAUCCUCUUCCGCCUCACCUGCUAUCCUCUUCACCUGCUAUCCUCUUCCGCCUCUCUAUCCUCUUCCGCCUCACCUGCUAUCCUCUUCCGCCUCACCUGCUAUCCUCUUCCGUCUCACCUGCUAUCCUCUUCCGCCUCACCUGCUAUCCUCUUCCGCCUCUCCUGCUUCCGCCUCACCUGCUAUCCUCUUCCGCCUCACCUGCUAUCCUCUUCCGCCUCACCUGCUAUCCUCUUCCGCCUCACCUGCUAUCCUCUUCCGCCUCUUCCUAUCCUCUUCCCCUCAUCUGCUAUCCUCUUCCGCCUCACCUGCUAUCCUCUUCCCGCCUCACCUGCUCCUCUUCCGCCUCUUCUGCUAUCCUCUUCCGUCGCCUCACCUGCUAUCCUCUUCUGCCUCACCUGCUAUCCUCUUCCUCCUCAUCUGCUAUCCUCUUCCUCACCUGCUAUCCUCUUCUUCCUCACCUGCUAUCCUCUUCCGCCUCACCUGCUAUCCUCUUCCUCUUCCCUGCUAUCCUCUUCCGCCUCUUCUGCUAUCCUCUUCCGCCUCACCUGCUAUCCUCUUCCGCCUCACCUGCUAUCCUCUUCGCCUCACCUGCUAUCCUCUUCGGCCUCACCUGCUAUCCUCUUACGUCUCACCUGCUAUCCUCUUCCGUCUCACCUGCUAUCCUCUUCCGCCUCACCUGCUAUCCUCUUCCGCCUCACCUGCUAUCUUCUAACCUCUCACCUGCUAUCCUCUUCCGCCUCACCUGCUAUCUUCUAA